Messenger RNA from Dipodomys ordii (Ord's kangaroo rat), 3499 nucleotides. RefSeq names its product diacylglycerol kinase, delta 130kDa (gene Dgkd). The record is from RefSeq and is a predicted model, not a curated record. Gene Ontology annotation, molecular function: protein heterodimerization activity; protein homodimerization activity; ATP-dependent diacylglycerol kinase activity. The transcript is spliced from 26 exons. Lineage: Eukaryota; Metazoa; Chordata; Mammalia; Rodentia; Heteromyidae. Bases 1 to 3270 code for a protein of 1089 amino acids. Gene Ontology annotation, biological process: diacylglycerol metabolic process; intracellular signal transduction; lipid phosphorylation.
AUGUUCCUGUGCUUUCAGACCAUCAUCAAAGAAGGUAUGCUGACCAAACAGAACAACUCAUUCCAGCGAUCAAAGAGGAGAUACUUCAAGCUCCGAGGGCGAACUCUAUACUACGCCAAAACUGCAAAGUCAAUCAUAUUUGAUGAGGUGGACCUGACAGAUGCCAGUGUGGCUGAAUCCAGCACCAAAAACGUCAACAACAGCUUCACGGUCAUCACGCCCUGUAGGAAGCUCAUCUUAUGUGCCGAUAGCAGGAAAGAAAUGGAAGAUUGGAUUGCAGCACUCAAGACUGUCCAGAACAGGGAGCAUUUUGAGCCUACCCAGUACAGCAUGGACCAUUUCUCAGGGAUGCACAACUGGUACGCCUGUUCUCACGCACGGCCAACCUACUGCAACGUGUGUCGUGAAGCUCUGUCUGGGGUCACGUCGCAUGGGCUGUCCUGUGAAGUGUGCAAAUUUAAGGCCCACAAGCGGUGUGCUGUGCGUGCAACCAAUAACUGCAAGUGGACCACGCUGGCCUCCAUCGGGAAGGACAUCAUCGAGGACGAGGACGGGAUCUCCAUGCCCCACCAGUGGCUGGAAGGAAACCUGCCCGUGAGCGCCAAGUGCACGGUGUGUGACAAGACCUGUGGCAGUGUGCUGCGCCUGCAGGACUGGCGCUGCCUCUGGUGCAAGGCCAUGGUUCACACGGCGUGCAAAGAGUCCUUGCUGACCAAGUGCCCGCUUGGCCUGUGCAAAGUGUCGGUCAUCCCGCCCACAGCGCUCAACAGCAUCGACUCUGAUGGGUUCUGGAAGGCCACCUGUCCCCCAUCUUGCACAAGUCCACUGUUGGUCUUUGUCAAUUCCAAAAGUGGGGACAACCAAGGAGUGAAGUUUCUCAGAAGAUUCAAGCAGCUGCUGAACCCUGCACAGGUCUUUGACCUCAUGAAUGGAGGCCCACACCUCGGCUUACGGUUAUUCCAGAAAUUUGACACUUUCCGGAUUCUGGUUUGUGGUGGGGAUGGCAGUGUCGGCUGGGUCCUCUCGGAAAUCGAUAGCCUCAACCUUCACAAACAGUGUCAGCUGGGCGUGCUGCCCCUGGGGACGGGGAAUGACCUGGCCCGUGUGCUGGGCUGGGGCUCGGCCUGCGAUGAUGACACCCAGCUCCCCCAGAUCCUGGCAAAGCUGGAGAGGGCCAGCACGAAGAUGCUGGACAGGUGGAGUGUCAUGGCAUACGAGACCAAACCCCCUCGGCAGGCCUCCUCCUCCACCGUCACCGAGGACUUCAGUGAGGAUUCUGAGGUGCAGCAGAUUCUCUUCUAUGAAGAUUCCGUGGCCGCCCAUCUUUCUAAAAUCCUCACUUCGGACCAGCACUCGGUGGUGAUCUCAUCAGCCAAGGUGCUCUGUGAGACCGUGAAGGACUUCGUGGCCCGGGUGGGCAAGGCCUAUGAGAAGACGACCGAGAGCUCCAGGGAGUCAGAGGUCAUGGCCAAGAAGUGCUCUGUCCUGAAAGAGAAGCUGGACUCUCUGCUCAAGACCUUGGAUGACGAGUCCCAGGCCUCUUCUUCCCUGUCCAACCCGCCUCCCACCAUUGCCGAGGAAGCGGAAGAUGGGGACGGGCCUGGUGGCAUCUGCGGCCCCGCUGGGGACCACCCUGUGGGCUCCAUGUGCCCCUCCCGGCCGCAGAUCUUCAGGCCUCGGGAGCAGCUCAUGCUGAGAGCAAACAGCCUGAAGAAAGCAAUUCGGCAGAUCAUCGAACACACCGAGAAAGCUGUGGACGAGCAGAACGCCCAGACCCAGGAGCAGCAGGGCUUUGUCCUGGGCUUGUCCGAGUCAGAUGAGAAGAAGGACUUGAAGAAGGACGAGAGGGUGUGCCUGCCGCCUGCCCACAGUGAGAGCUGUGCAGUAGCCAAGGGCAGGAGCCACCGCAAAGUGUCCAGAUCCCCGUGCGAGAAGCUGAUGAGCAAAGGCAGUCUGUCCCUCGGCAGCUCUGCCUCUCUCCCUCCCCACACAGGAAGCCGGGACAGCUUUCCCGCGCUCAACACCAAGAUCCUCUACCCAAGCGUGCGGGCCGGGAUGUCAGACUCCUUACCCGGGAGCUCAGUCAUCAGCCGCUUGCUGAUCAACGCUGACCCCUUCAGUGCUGAACCCGAGAACCUAGAGUGCUACACGGAGAAGUGCGUCAUGAACAACUACUUCGGCAUCGGCCUGGACGCCAAGAUAUCCCUGGACUUCAACAACAAGCGCGAUGAGCACCCAGAGAAAUGCAGGAGUCGGACCAAGAACAUGAUGUGGUAUGGAGUCCUGGGCACCAAAGAGCUGCUCCACAGGACCUACAAGAACCUGGAGCAGAAGGUCCUGCUGGAGUGCGAUGGGCGGCCGAUCCCCCUCCCCAGUCUUCAGGGAAUUGCUGUCCUCAACAUUCCCAGCUAUGCUGGUGGGACCAACUUCUGGGGGGGCACCAAGGAGGAUGAUACUUUCACGGCUCCGUCAUUCGAUGAUAAGAUUCUGGAGGUGGUCGCUGUGUUUGGCAGCAUGCAGAUGGCUGUGUCUCGUGUUAUUAAGCUGCAGCAUCACCGAAUUGCCCAGUGUCGCACCGUGAAGAUCUCCAUCCUGGGGGACGAGGGCGUGCCUGUGCAGGUGGAUGGAGAGGCCUGGGUCCAGCCGCCAGGCUACAUCCGAAUCAUCCACAAGAACCGGGCACAGACGCUGACCAGAGACAGGGCCUUUGAGAACACCCUGAAGUCCUGGGAGGACAAGCAGAAGUGUGAGCUGCCCCGCCCGCCAUCUUUCUCGCUGCAUCCCGAGAUCCUGUCUGAGGAGGAGGCCACACAGAUGGACCAGUUCGGGCAGGCGGCCGGGGUCCUCAUCCACAGAACCAAGAGUCUUGACAGCUACAAGGGAGGCCUUGAUGAAUUGGGAUCGAAUUCUCAGUCUCACUCUCCCCUACAGAACGUGAUGCUGGAUCUUUCUAAACGCAGCCGCAGUGGCAAAUUCCGCCUGGUGACGAAGUUUAAAAAGGAGAAAAACAAUAAGAACAAAGAAGUGCACAGCAGUCUGGGAGCCCCGGUUCACCUCUGGGGCACAGAGGAGGUGGCUGCCUGGCUGGAGCACCUCAGUCUCUGUGAGUAUAAGGACAUCUUCACGCGGCACGACAUCCGGGGCUCCGAGCUCCUGCAUCUGGAGCGGAGAGACCUCAAGGACCUUGGGGUGACCAAAGUGGGCCACAUGAAGAGGAUCCUCUGUGGCAUCAAGGAGCUGAGCCGGGGCUCUCCUGCCACCGAGGCCUAGCCUGCGCCCUGUCUGCCUGCCUCCGCCGCGCCCCCAUGACUGAGGCCAGGGAGGCCCAGCCUCCGAGGCCGUCUCAUGGUGCUAUUCCCUCUGGGAGUGCCCGGAAGCUCUGACACACGUGACGCACGUUGGUAACAGCUCUGGGCUUUGAACAGACCAACACAGCUACCUUUGAACCGAUCCCUUUCCCAGCCGGGGCCCGGGGAGAGCCGUCCCGUGCCCUCGGCCU